AGCGCGCGCCCCCGGGACCGCGCCGGGGCCGUGGACGCGCUCGGCCGCCACCGCCCGGCUCCCCAGGACAGGACCCCGCCGGGGCCGCUCCGCCCGCCCGCGCCCGGCCUGCUGGCCCUCCCCCGCGCCCGCCCCGCCAUGAAGUACUACUGCGCGGUGGCACGGCCCCGCUACAGCCGCUACGCGCGGCGCACCGUGCACUUCCCCAACGACAUCGUCUUCCAGGACCACGUGCGGCAGGGAGACCUGGAGCAGGUGGGCCGCUUCAUCCGCGCCGGGAAGGUCUCCUUGGACACCAUCUACCCGUCGGGCAUGGCGGCGCUGCACGAGGCCGUGCUCACCGGGAGCCUGGACUGCGUGAAGCUGCUGGUGAAGUACGGCGCCGACGUGCACCAGCGCGACGAGAACGGCUGGACGGCCCUGCACAUGGCCUGCAGCGACGGGCACGCGCACAUCGCCAGGUACCUGCUGUCGCUCGGGGCGGAGCGCGAGGCCACGAACGACGAGGGCGAGAAGCCGGCGGACCUCAUCGACCCGGCCUGCGCCGACCUGGUGCAGCUCUUCGGCGCCGCCCGCGGGCAGUGACGGCCGGGCCGCACGGAGGGCGGCGGGGCCCGGCGCACGCGGGCCAGGAGCGGCGCCCGGGCCCGGCAAGGCGCGCAGCGGACAGCGCGGGCCGGGCCGGGCCGGGCCGGCGCUGCGCACGAGGGACGUGCCCGGUGCCCGGUGCUGCGCACCGCGGACAGGACGGGACGGGACGGGACGGGACGGGACAGGAGCGGUGCCGGUGCCCGGCCGGCGCUGCACCCGGGACGCGGGACGCGGAGGGACUCGGCGGGGCCGGGCCGCGCGCUCCGGCCGGGUUGUACCUUGUUGGCAAUAAAAGUCAAGGAGGCCCCGCCCACUCCGGCUCGACUCGCUCACUGGGGGCGGGGCUACCGGCAGGCCCGCCCCUCCGGCACGACUCACUCACUAGGGGCGGGGCUACCGGCAGGCCCCGCCCCCGGCCGGCCCGACUCGCUCAG
Alligator mississippiensis (American alligator) is the source of this 1025-nucleotide messenger RNA. RefSeq names its product protein phosphatase 1 regulatory subunit 27 (gene PPP1R27). Gene Ontology annotation, molecular function: phosphatase binding. The transcript has 3 exons. The coding region runs from base 139 to 585 and encodes 148 amino acids. The record is from RefSeq and is a predicted model, not a curated record. Lineage: Eukaryota; Metazoa; Chordata; Crocodylia; Alligatoridae.